UAACGCUAAAAACCAAUGCACGGCUGCAUAAUUCAUACGGAGUCCUAUUUUAUUAUAACCUUAAAAAUAAAAAAAAAUAAACUGUCAAAAUUGUAUAGAAUAGAUUCAUCAGAUUUAAAAAACAAGUUUUUUUACGUCUUUUAUAGUGUUGUGAUUGUUGUUAAUAAAGAUGGCCUUUGAACUGCCUAGAUUGAAGAAGUGUUGUUGUUGUUUACCGUUGAGAACAGGAUCGCUUGUAAUUGGAUAUAUUUCUACUGUACUUUCACUGUUAUGUCUGGGUGUUCUGUCCUUUUCGCUCUACAAAGUGGUAACAUUUGUUCAAACACAUCAAAACGAACCAGACCCAGAACACACGCCAGAGGAAUAUGAACAAGUUUCUAAAAGUCUGUACAUAACACAUGCGUAUAUGAUAAUAGUAUAUAUAUACUAUUUAAUAAUAAGCUUAUUUCUUAUUAUUGGUAUUCACAUGAAUAAAACCUUGUUUAUGAGGUAUUACUAUAAUUGCGGCUUGUUCCUGCUUAUACUUGCUCUGGCGACUGUUGUUGUGUCGACAGUAUUUUUACACUUCAUCGCCACUGUAUUACUACUUAAAUGGUGUGUGAUCAUUUUCUACUGUCUUCUAGUGGUACGAAGCUCUUAUCUAGACAUUGAAGAAAAAACCAAACCGAGAGAUUUCGAAAUGCAGAAUCUUUACAUACCACACAGGGCUCCGCUUCUAUUAUAACGUUUUUAUUUCAUAUUUUUAUAUUACAAAAGCAGUAUUUAGUUUGCUAAUUAGAUUUAAUUUAACAAAAUAAUAAAGUAUAUCUUUUUCA
Molecule: messenger RNA, 815 nt
Organism: Nymphalis io (European peacock)
Lineage: Eukaryota; Metazoa; Arthropoda; Insecta; Lepidoptera; Nymphalidae
Exons: 4
Coding region: 170-724 (184 amino acids)
Source: RefSeq, a predicted model, not a curated record